ACUCCGACCCUUCUAGAAACAUCUCAGCCGUCCUUGCUUUCCUUCCUCGACUACUGAGCUCCGACUCGACGUCGCCGGCGCCGUGGAGUUCACUGCUUGAUCUGUGCUCUCAUUAUAGGGGUUUGAUUGGUGCAUUUCGAUCAUUUAUCCACAUGAGCUUCCAAAUCUACGUGAAAUUUCUUGAAUCGUUAAUUUCUGUGCCCUAGCAGAUUUUUUGCUUAACUAAACUCUUGUUUCUUGAAUGUCGGAGCCGCCGCGAGUCGUGAAAUUGGUGAUGGAUUGUGCUGAUUCAGAAUCACGACCAGUGCUGGGGCCUGCCGGAAACAAGACGAGAUCGGUGGUGGAAUUGCGUAAACCGGCUGCGAAACCUAAGAGUAAAGUAGGAAAACCGGGGGAAGUUAAGAAAUCUCCUUCGCCGGUGACGGUUAUUGCAAAUUCGGCUUUGCAUUCUAAAGCAAUAACCCCUCCUCCGCCGUCGAUUUUGAGACAAAAGGAUUCUAAGCUGCUGAAGUCGAAUUUGCCGAUGAAUGCGUCAUGCUCAUCGGACGCCUCUUCCGAUUCUUCACACAGUCGAGCGUCUACUGGGAAGAUUAGUCGACGGAGUGUGACACCUACACCGUUUCGUGGUAAGCAAUCUGCUGUUUCGAGAACCGGAAAGCUUGAGAAUGCUUUGAAAACAGUUUCAAAAACAGGAAAAGUUGAGAGUUUUCCAAGAGGUGAAAAACUUGAAAAUGUUGUUGUGGAGACUGAUAGUUCUUUGGAGGCUUCAUCUGAUGCUUCACCAGGGCGGAAGAGAUGUGCUUGGGUGACAGCUAAUACCGAUCCUUGUUAUGCUGCUUUCCAUGAUGAAGAAUGGGGAGUCCCGGUACACGAUGACAAGAAAUUGUUUGAAUUGCUCAGUUUGUCCACUGCAUUGGCUGAACUCACAUGGCCCACUAUUCUCAACAAAAGGCAUUUGUUUAGAGAAGUAUUUCAUGAAUUCGACCCUGUUGCUGUCUCGAAAUUGAAUGAUAAGAAAAUUGCAGUACCAGGAAACCCUGCGACUUCCCUUCUUUCAGAGGUGAAAUUACGAGGAAUUAUUGAAAAUGCACGCCAAGUUUGCAAGAUAGCCGAUCAGUUUGGAUCCUUUGACAAGUACAUAUGGGGCUUCAUAAACCACAAGCCUAUAGUGAACAAAUUCCGCUACUCUCGCCAAGUACCAAUCAAGACAUCCAAAGCCGAGUCAAUAAGCAAAGAUUUGGUCAAAAGGGGUUUUCGAGGCGUGGGUCCCACGGUCGUUUACUCAUUUCUACAAGUGGGAGGGCUUACAAACGACCAUCUGAUUAGUUGCUUCAGGUUUUCCGAAUGUGUACAAGAGAAAAGUGAGAAUGGGUCGGGGUCGGGGUCGGGAUUGGGAUCGGAUGACGGAAAUGGGUUGGGAAGGGUUAUGGAUGAAUUGAGUUUAUCGGGUGAGUAGGAUGUGGAAAGAAGAAGGUAUGUGUACAAAUUGUUGUAUUAAGGUUUGUAGAUUAAAAGGGGUAUACAAUUACAUGAUGAAAAUGAUGAUGAUGAUUGUGAGAUGUUAUUCUUUACAACCAUUUUGC
Molecule: messenger RNA, 1583 nt
Organism: Cynara cardunculus var. scolymus (artichoke)
Lineage: Eukaryota; Viridiplantae; Streptophyta; Magnoliopsida; Asterales; Asteraceae
Product: probable GMP synthase [glutamine-hydrolyzing]
Exons: 5
Coding region: 242-1456 (404 amino acids)
Biological process (GO): base-excision repair
Molecular function (GO): DNA-3-methyladenine glycosylase activity
Source: RefSeq, a predicted model, not a curated record